AUGCACAAUUACUUCACUAAUGAUUUGCUUAUAGACGCAGCUUCAAUACUAAUUUUUGGAAGAAAAAAAUAUUAAGAUGAGAUUGGUUAAUUAUGGAUAAAAUUAACUGAUUAUGAUAUUAAAAUUAGAUCAAUAACUAAAUUAGAUCAAUUAUUAAAAAUAAAAUCCUCACAAGAGGAUGAAGUCAAAAUAGCGAAUGAUUUAUUAUUAAAGAUGAACAGAUCGGAUGAAGUUUUGGAAAGAAGACCAAUCCUAUGUAUAUUGAGGCAAAAUAAAUAUAAUGUUGAAGAGUGGUUAAAAAGGAUUUAGUUAGUCAAGGGGGAUGAAAGAAUGGCCUUGAAAACAUUCACUGAAGUAUUUGAAACUGUUGAGCCAAAUUUAACAGCUAAUGGAAAAUUAAGCGAUAUUUGGAUGGCUUAUGCUGAAUAUUAUGGAGAAAAGAUUGGAAAACUUGUAGUUUAAUCUUCCAUAAGGGAUCGAAGAUAAAAUUUUAAAAUAUAGAAGAGCAUGUAUACCUCUGGUCUUAAUUGGUUGAAAUAUUACUUUUAGAUGGAUUUUUUAACGAUUCCCUUUCUAUCAUACGGCUUAUUUAAAAAGUAUGUAAAAAAUUAAAUAAAAUGACUCCAUCUGAAAUGGUUCCCUACUCUAUGUUAUUUAUGGUAAAUUUAUUUAGAUUUAAAAAGAAGUUUUGGAAAUUUUAAAUCAUUAAGAGCAGCCUACAAGCGCAUGGUUGAUUGAAAGUCGUUACUCCAUUUAUAAUUAUUUAUUAUGCUUAACUUUCAGAAGAUAAUGCAUUGUAUGAAGAAUCCUUUAAGAUUUUUGAGGAAGGAGUCUAAUUAUUUGAUUGGCCAGCUUUGUAUGAAAUCAUUUACAUUACUAAGUUUAUUUAAAGAUAUCGGGGUAAAAAAUUGAGAGAACAAGAAAUUUGUUCGAAACUUUAAUUGAAUAAGUUUCAAAAAAUGUAAUAAUUACAAAAAAUUGUACUAGGAUAAAAUGGAAGCCUAUAAAUUAAAACUGUAUUUAGUUACAAUAUAUAAAUAGCCAAAGUAGCUUUAAAUUUAGGAAUUACAAAAAUAAGACCUGUGUUUGAGAGUGCCAUUUAAGAGGCUGAAUUUAUGA
Messenger RNA from Paramecium pentaurelia, 1119 nucleotides. Lineage: Eukaryota; Ciliophora; Oligohymenophorea; Peniculida; Parameciidae. The record is from the annotation of a GenBank genome assembly.